Tilletiopsis washingtonensis is the source of this 5641-nucleotide messenger RNA. Its product is annotated as ARM repeat-containing protein. Lineage: Eukaryota; Fungi; Basidiomycota; Exobasidiomycetes; Entylomatales. Gene Ontology annotation, molecular function: protein phosphatase regulator activity. The transcript has 6 exons. The coding region runs from base 376 to 5541 and encodes 1721 amino acids. The record is from RefSeq and is a predicted model, not a curated record. Gene Ontology annotation, biological process: protein dephosphorylation.
CUCUCUCGUCUGCUCCACCUGCUCCGUUCUCUCUCCACCCGCGCUCGCUCUCGAGCCUGCGCCCAGCCACAGCACCUCUGCGUCCUGGCUCUGCUGUGCUGCGCGAGCUCGGCGCCGUCGUCUCCUCUUCUGCGCAUCGCGCGCCGUCAGCGCGUGCCUAGGCGCCUCAGUCUCCCGGCUGCCGUGCCGCACAGCUCUGCCUUGCGGCAGACAGCAGUAGCACCCGGCGCAGCCGCAGCUCGAGCAGCACUGCUCUGCUGCUCUACGGCCUACCAAGCGCUGCGUCUGCACUGCCUCUGCAGCGUCUCUCGCGCCUCUCUCUAGCCCUCUGCGCUGCGCGGUGGAGGAGCGGUAUCGCGCCUUGCUUGGAGCAGCAUGCCGGACACCAACAGCACUGAGGCUGCGGAGUCCUCCGAUGUCUCGUCGGCUCCACAGCGAGACGAUGCCGCUCCCGGCAGCAGCCCUAGCCCGGCAAGUGCAUGGCCGUCGCUGAGCGGCGGCGGCGGCAGCAGCGACAAGCCGAAGCACUCGCACCAGCGCUCGCGCUCCGUCAACCUGAGCCCCGUCAUGGCCCACUCUGGCUUCCCGCAGGGCCUCGGUGCGGGAUGGGAGGGCCCGCGCGCCGGUGCUGGGACGUUCCCGAGCAUGGGCGGCGCCAUGGCGCCCAGCGCAGCGGCAUCUGAGCGUGCCGGGCCCUCGGCGCCCAACGCCGCACACCGUCUCUCGACGCCGCUCUUUCCGCCGCAGGCCCGCUCUGCGCUCGCGCGCAAGUCGCCAGACGUGUUGCCGGUGCCGGAUGAGGGCGCUGGAGCCGAGAUGCGGCGGUCUCGCUCGUCGUCGAGCAAUGGCUCGGACAGCGGAGCGUAUGCGUCCGAUGAGCAGCGUGCCGCAGGGCGGCAGAGCGAGCGCGGCCUGCGCCUGUCCGGCGCCGCGGGCUCGGCCAGCAUUCGUGCUGCCUCGCCUGCGCGCGCAUUCGGCGUGCCCGUCUCGCCGCGAUUGCAGGCCUUUGGCACGAGCUCGCCUGUCGCUGCGGCCCGGCGACGCUCCAUCGAUCCCGGCACCCGCUCGCCGAUCAUCCGGCCAGCGUCGCCGCGCGCGAUUCCCGUGAACCCAGAUCCGAAUCAUCCCUUCGACUCGGUCUGGCCCGCAGAGUCGUCUCCGUCCUCGUCCAGCUCCGCCUCGCCGUCGACGUCGCCGCACAACCUCGACGGCAUCUCAAUACCAAGUCCCCACCGCUUCGGCGCGGGCGUAGAUCCGCUGCAGAAUGGCAGCAGCUCGAUGACAAGGCAGCUGUCGCACUCGCCGCGCGAGGUGCGCCACUCCUUCUCGUCGCCCGUGCUGCGCACGCGCACGCCACCGCCGCCUGUGGUCAACGGAGGCGGCACCCACGCGCGGCAGCGCAGCGGCUCGUCAAGAGGUCUCUCUUCGUCGCCCGUGCAGGGUCGGCGCAUGUCGCGCGGAGCAGAGGACCCGCUGCUGGGCCUCGCGACGCCGCCCUCGCCGCCGCAGGCGAUGAGCUUUGCGCGCACAGGGCACAAAAACGUGAUGGAGGCGCUGGCCAUGCACUCGCGCUCCAGCUCCAGCUCGAGUUCAUCGAGCGGCGGCUCGGUGGAGGAGAGCCCGACGGCAAAGGCACUCAGUCCGCCGAGCGGGCCGCAGACGCAAGUCGAUGCACAGAAUGUGAUCGCGGGCAUCUCGAUCGGCGAGCCGCUGCGGGCUGCGGACCUUGCGUCGAAUCUGGAGCGGCGCAACAGCGGCGGCGAGACGCUCUCGUCGACAUUAGAGGCAGCGCGCUCUGCGCUGAAUGCCUCGCCGGCGCCGCUUGCUGCCACGAUGCCGGCAGACUUCCUGAGCUCGUCGGGCAUGGGCACGUACGCCCCGUUCCGCAGUCGCAGCCCAGUCGCGGUGCCAUCGCCGUCACGGACGCCGCCGCCACACCUUGAUCCUGGCAUGGGCGAGAGCCCGCCGAAGGUGCGCUCCUUCAUCGGCAUGCCGCCGCGCUCGGGCUAUGAGCUCAGCGAUGAUCCGGACGACGUUGGCUCUGAAGAUGGCUCGAACGGCUCGCGCUCGGGCAGCAUCAACGAGGACGACGACCGCGACACGGAAGAGCGUGACCGCGACGUGGACAGCGAUGAUGACGCGCGCGACGACGAGAUGGGCGGCGAGCCGCAUGCCGAGUCGAGCGAGUCCGCUGCAGACGAAAGUAGCGCUUCUCCCGCCGCCGGCUCAGCCGCGCGCCCGCAUAUGCCGAAGCGGCCGAGCCUGACGCGCUCGCCCGUCGUGCCGCCACUGCUGCUGCUAGAGAACAGCCUGCCUCCCGGCGCCGGCCCCGGACAGACGUCUGAGCGCGGCUGGCCGCUGACGAGCCAGCGCGACAGCAUGCUGGGCUUCUACGGCGGCGGCGACGGCAACGAGCCGACCGACUGGCGCAGCAUGGGCUCGGAGCAGAUGGACUGGCUCUCGCCCGACCGCGACAAUGCGCCGCCAGGCGGGCGGGCAGGCGGCGAGAUUCCGGGCGGCGUGGACUCGGUCGAUCCCGCGCUGCUAGAUGGUCAGCAGGCGCAGAGCGACGUGCCGAUGGAGGAGGAAGCGGCAGACGAGGGCCUGAGCACGCUGGAGCGCAUGUUCCUGUUCGCCAAGAGCGAGAUGACCUUCCAUCGCGUCCUCGUCGCGCGCUCGCUCGCCGACUGGAUCUACGAGAUCGACCUCAGCGACGCCGUCGAGUACGUCAUUCCCCUGCUGAAUGGCCUCGGCACGGACGAACUCGACGUCUGCGCUGCCUUCACGCCCGAGCUGCAUCGGCUCAUGUGGUACUUCUUUCGCAACUGCCCGCUCGACCUGCCGCCGGCGAGCGACGCUCCUGCACCGCCCGAGGAGGACGAUGCGCAGGAGCACGCCACGCGGCCGGUGCUCUCCGUCGAGGUCUUCACGCCGCUGCUCUGCGCGCUGCUGCUCAACUCGAACAACAGCAUCGCGAGCGCGGCGCAGAUGGCCCUCGUGCAGUUCUUUGCGCGCAUUCGCGGCGCCACGCUGAGCGAUGCCGCGGGCGACCCGAUCGAGGACGAGCGGCAGGCGGCCGAGUGGCAGUUCGACACGAGCCUCGUGCGUGACGCCUCCGGUCGUGAGGGCCAGCGCGUCGAGCUGCGGCCGUACGACUUUGGCAAGCGCGAGCGGGAUGCCGUCGAGGCCGAGCUGUUGGAGAACGUCGCCUUCGCGAUCGGCAAGCUACACACGGACACAGCCCGGCAGGCAGCGGCGCAAGCGGAAGACGCAUCCUCGGCGCCGGCCACUGAGCAGCCGGAGCAGGACAGCUUGGCAGAGGACGCGCCGGAACGCGACGCCGACGUCGACAUGUCCGAGCGCGAGGACUCGGACAUGGAGAUUGCCGACCCAUCGUCGAGCACCUUCCACCCGAGCUCGCCCGUCACGAGCGCCUACGACAAGGCCGACGUCGACGAGGAGGCCGCCGUGGGCCGGAUGGCCUCGGUCAGCCUGCUUGCGGCGCUCGCAGCUGAAGCGCUCGUCUCUGUCGAGCUCCUCGAGCAGCGCGUCGUGCCCGAGAUCGUCCAGCUGCAGACGGACGCGGCGUUCUUCGUGCGCAAGGAGGUCGCCAUUGCGAUUGGCGCGCUGGCCAAGCACGUGCCGGCUGGCGUAGUGAUGAGCUCGCUCAUGCCGGCCUUCCACGCCUUUGUCGGCGACGACAUCUGGCACGUCCGCCAGGCGAUCUGCCUGUCGAUCCCCGCGCUCUUCGCCCAAGUCGAGCGAGACGUCAAGCGGCAGUACCUCAUCGACGCGCUGCGCACCUUUAGCGCCGACGUCUCGCGCAACGUGCGCUCGGCGGCGCUGGAGAUCAUCGGCGAGGCCAUCUACCUCUUCCAUGAGGACCCGGCGGGCGUGCCCGACGAGCUCGUGCGGCACUUCCUCGGCGAGCCGUUUGACGGCACGGGCGAUGGCGGCGAGUCCGCUGGCGCACGCGCGUCUGACCCAUUCAGCGGCUUUGACUCGGAGAACUGGCUCGACGAAAUGACGUCGCGGCCGAGCCUCGGCUUCGACGCCGAGCGCCCGCUUGUCAUGGCGUACAACUUCCCCGCCGUCGUGCUGACGCUGGGUGCCGACAAUUGGCCGCGCCUGCGCGAGGCGCACCGCGGGCUGGUGCUGUCGUCGCAGUCGCCCAAGGUGCGCCGCAGUCUCGCCGCAUCGCUGCACGAGGUCGCCAAGAUCAUUGGCCCGCAGCGCGCGCACGAGGACCUAGUCGAGCUGUUCGAGCACUCGAUGUGGUCGGCGGACACGGACGCCGAGGUCAAGGGCGCGGCGAUCGAGCACCUCGAUGUGUUCCUCGGCUGCCUGCCGGCGGCCGACGCCGAGGGCCAGCUGCAGAAGCUGCACUCGUUCUGGUCGGCGCACUUUGAACGCGAGUGGCGCCUGCGCGAGCGCCUAGCGCAGCACAUUCCUGCGCUGGCCGAGCGCUACCUGCUGGAGGACGAGUCGGGCAAUCUUGUCACGCUGAUGCAGCUCGCGCUCGCGGAUCCGAUCAGCGCCGUGCGGGAUGCCGGUGUCGCCUCAGUCCCCGCGCUGUAUCGCAUCUUUAGCGCGCACGACCAAGAGGUCGCCGACGGCUUCCUCGGCAUGCUCGCGGACAUGGGCGCCGCCGAGGGCUACCGCUCGCGCGUUGCGUGUGUGCUCGCGAUGCAGGCGCUCUUCGAGGCGCACGUCGAGCGCUCGUCGGUCGAGCUGUCGCUGAUGGAGCGGCUCGUCGAGCUGGCGCAGGACCGCGUCAUCGACGUGCGCAUCUAUCUCGCGCGAGCCGUCGCGCUGAUGUGCCGGCUGGAUGUGCUCUACGCCUCGCCGCACUCGCGCUCCACUGCGCUGCUCGGCAUCCUCGCGCGCCUGCAUCGCGAUACAUGUCCCGAGGUCCGUGACCCGAUCCUCGCCGUCCUCGCACCCGAGGACGUCGAAGCGCUGCCCGCAGCGGACCCGGCGCCGACACUCGACGAGCGCCGCGAGCUGGUGCUUGGCCCGGCCGGCGGCGGCCCGCACAAGCCGGCGCGCUCGGAGGGCGAGCCGAUGUUCGACAUGGACGAGGCGGCGGCGGCACGCGCCAUCCCCGAUGUCAACAUGCAGGACGCCGCGCGCGACCCGUCGCACGUCGACCCCGACGCGAGCAUGUUUGAGGAGGAGGACGACGACGAGGAGCGCGAGGAGCAGCCGCACCACCUGCUCAACGUCGGCGGGCCCGACUCGCCCGAGCAGGCGCGCCGCCCGCUGCCGCCGAGCGACGAGGGCUGGCUGACGUCGCCCGAACGCGCCGCCGACGCGCCGGCGUCCAGCACGCCAGGCGCAGCCGACCCGUUCCUCUCGUACGUCGCCGGCCGCCGCAGCGACGGCACGCCGACGAAGCAGCCGCGCGAGGAAGGCCGCGAGGGCGGGCUGGACGCCGACGCCUCGCCCAGCCGCAGCGAGAGUGCCGAGCCGCGCGAGCGCAGCGCCGAGCCCGCGGACGGCCCGCGCGGCAUGCUCUUCGGCGGCGAGGCGGACGCGUGACCCGCGCGUGCCUCUGUCCGCCAUCUGAUCCGCCGUGACGGGACCGCUGCGACGUGUAUGUGUGUGUGCUUCCUCUCUCGCAAUGCAUUGCAUAGUCAGC